This is a messenger RNA of Anastrepha ludens (Mexican fruit fly), 2137 nucleotides long. RefSeq names its product protein Wnt-2 (gene Wnt2). The record is from RefSeq and is a predicted model, not a curated record. Gene Ontology annotation, biological process: neuron differentiation; canonical Wnt signaling pathway; cell fate commitment. Gene Ontology annotation, cellular component: extracellular region. NCBI's taxonomy places the organism in Eukaryota, Metazoa, Arthropoda, Insecta, Diptera, Tephritidae. The transcript is spliced from 5 exons. Gene Ontology annotation, molecular function: frizzled binding; cytokine activity. The coding region runs from base 764 to 1834 and encodes 356 amino acids.
UUAUGGCGCUUACAAAUGUGAAAAACAGGACCUUGCGUCGGAGUGCGAAUUCUGACCAAAAGUUUUAAUUAACAGCCACGAGAAUAUUUAAUAAAAUUACAGUGUAAUUCAAAACGCCUAACAGUGCUUUAACAUUUCGCGGUUGAAGGUGCAAGACAAAAAAAAAAAAAAACAAAAAAUACCAACUUCAAAAACAAAAAAUAAAAAACAAAAACAAAAAGUAACGCAUCGUACUUCUCCAACGAAAAAUAAUUAUUCUGCACGCCGCUCAAUCCGAUCACGCAGCCUCUUACCUGCUUCGAACUUCGCGCAUGAAUCUUACUCGAGUUGCUUAUGCGGUACGCGUGAAUUUUUUACAGCUUCUAAACUAUAUAUUAUUUUUCUCCCAACUUUACUAUAACAACAACUAUUACCAGCGCUUCCUUGUGCGCACAAUCAACUCAACAACAGCCGUCCAACCACCGACCAAUCCAAUUAGCAUCCAAACGCGCAACCAAACGCCGACAUUCGACACCUAAAUGCCAAACUGUGAAAUCCAAAACGUGUAGCAAUUUUGCAUUCGCCUGGAAAUGUGAUAGUCUAGUACUUCUAAUCGCAAGCAUAUAAAUUUGCACAUAAAAAUAUUACUUUUUGUUAAGGAAAAAGUGUGCACACACACACACAUGAGUGAGUUCCGAAAGUGCGUUUGUGCUGUAGUUGUUGUUGUGUAUUUGUAGUGUUAUGAUGCGAUUGCCAGACGCACGCACAAAAACGCUACCAAGAAAUGUGGAAAAAUCGUAACAAGUUCUUAAUAUUUUUGCUUUGGAUCAUGGAAAUAAGAUUAGCAUCCAGCUUUACGUCAUCCAUACUCUGUGCCCGCAUACCAGGCCUAACGCCACAACAACGUCAGCUGUGCAGCGAAUCGCCGGAUGCGCUGAUCGCGCUGGGUGAGGGUCAUCAGUUGGGCGCCUACGAGUGUCAGCAUCAGUUUCGCGGUCAUCGCUGGAACUGCUCACAGGUCUGGCAGGAAGGUGUCUUCGCGCACGUCAUGUUUGUCGGCUCUCGCGAGGCGGCCUUCACCUAUGCCAUCGCCAGCGCCGGGGCCGCACACUCUGUGACAGCGGCAUGUGCGCGCGGCAACAUUUCACUUUGCGGCUGCGAUAUGCGCCACAAGCCCACCAGCAUGCGACGCGCGAACUCCGACUUUGACGUUGGCGGCCUGCAAUCGAGCACGCAACCUUGGAAGUGGGGCGGCUGUUCGGCCGACAUCGAUUUCGGCAUGAAGUUCGCACGCAAAUUUCUCGAUGCACGCGAAAUCGAGGGCGAUGCGCGCAGCCUGAUGAAUCUGCAUAAUAAUCGCGCUGGCCGUAAGUUAGUUAAGAAUCUGCUGAAGACGGACUGCAAAUGCCACGGGGUAAGCGGUUCGUGUGUGAUGAAAACGUGUUGGAAGAGUCUGCCACCGUUUCGCCAGAUCGGCGAAGUGCUAAUGCGGAAAUACAACAAAGCCAAACUCGUGCAAGCCAUCAAAGGCAAACAUGGACUGAAACUAGUAUUAAGCAAGAAGAAUCGUUUUGGCAAGCAUGUCCAUAUGCCGAAACGCAUGGAGCUCGUGUAUCUUCAAGCGUCGCCGAACUAUUGCGAACGCAAUGUGCAACUGGGCACACUCGGCACCAUGGGACGCCUUUGCAAUCGUACCUUGCAUGGACCUCAAAGCUGUGAUCUACUAUGCUGUGGGCGUGGCUACAAUACGCAUCAGAUACGACGCACGACGCAGUGCCGUUGCCAGUUCAGGUGGUGCUGCCAGGUGCAGUGCGAGGUGUGUGAGGAGAACUACGAAGAGUUCACUUGUAAAUAAAUACGAUUUGUGCUUGUAAGCUGAAUUUAGUAAACAAAAAAAUGUUACCGUUAAGUGUUAGAAUAGAGUUGAUGUGCUGAAGUGGCUGAAGUGGCUUAUUUAUUACUUUUUUCGCUUUCUUGUAAGAUAUGAGUUCUACUCGCUGGUGUAUUUCAGCGACAGAUGCAGCAUAAAGCUAUUUUUCAUGUAUUUAUAUGUAUGUAUGUACGUAGAGGUAAGCAUUUAAUUCGCCCAUAUCGAAUUGUAAAAAUAACUUAUUUAUGAAAUUCUUAAAAAAUUAAAUUCUAAGUAUUAUAAAUUAUA